AUGGAUGCUAAUUCUUCAUCAUCUUCCAUGUUACAACGACAAAGACACAAUGAUCCCAUUUGGCGUUGCUGUGGUCGACUGGCAGUAGCCAUAGCAGCGUUUGGGUGUUUGUAUGUCAUGGCAACAUUGCCCGUAGCUACGGCUGCCCCUGCUGCUGCACAGCUGGUCGCUCGAGACGAAAUUGAAUCUUUUGAAGUUUCACCCUUUUCCAACUUUACCGAACGUGUCACCGAGAUACAACACGAUGGCAAUGACGGCCGCUUCUUGGUGAUGGGCGACAUUCAUGGCUGCCUUGACGAAUUCAAUGAGCUCGUUAACAAGAUGCAAUACCAACAAGGCCGCGAUCGCUUGGUGUUAUUGGGGGAUCUUACCGAUAAAGGACCUGACAGCUUGGGUGUGGUGCGUCGUGCACGUGAACUAGGUGCCAUGUGUGUACGUGGUAACCAUGAUGACAAGGUGAUCCGUAUUGCUUCGUACUUGAGAAGUCAUGGUGGUCGUAGUGGUGAUGGUGAUACACAACACGCUUCGAAGGAUGAGGAGGAUGAGGAGGAGAAGAAAGGCAAGGCGCUUCCUGAAGGACAUGUUCAUGAUGACAUUAAAUGGACAAAUCACCAUUUUGGCAUUGCAGAGCAAUUGGAUGAUGAAGAUUACGAGUAUUUGCAACAAUGUUCAUUGAUCAUGUCGCUACCCGAUCGACACAGCAUACUAGUGCAUGCAGGCUUGGAUCCUAAUAUCAAGAGCUUGGACGAGCAAGACCCUUACUAUGUCAUGAACAUGCGUUCCUUGGACAAAGAUGGACAUCCCGUAAAGCAUAAAAAGGAUGGCAAGAUGCGAUGGUUUGAUGCAUGGAAUGAAUAUGGCCCAUCCGAAAAGGUGUACUAUGCCCAUGCAGCUUCGAGUGGUCUACAAAUCAACGGCAGAACUUAUGGCAUCGAUACAGGAUGCGUCUAUGGCGGACAAUUGACUGCAUUAGACAUAGAUACGCACAAACUAUACCAAAUUCAAUGUCCACAGUAUACCGAGCAUGAUUAG
Molecule: messenger RNA, 1032 nt
Organism: Lichtheimia ornata
Lineage: Eukaryota; Fungi; Mucoromycota; Mucoromycetes; Mucorales; Lichtheimiaceae
Exons: 2
Coding region: 1-1032 (343 amino acids)
Biological process (GO): polyphosphate catabolic process
Cellular component (GO): cytoplasm
Molecular function (GO): phosphatase activity; endopolyphosphatase activity
Source: RefSeq, a predicted model, not a curated record